UACACGUUAAUCCACUAGAUGGUGUUCUCUGAACAGUAGUAGGCUAAGUCGCCUUCAGGGUAGCCAACUCUGUUUCUGGAGGAUUACCUUCCUGCAGACUUCAGUUCCAACCCUGCUACAACACACUUACCUGCUAUACCUUGAACACCUUGGUUAGCUAGUUCAGGUGUGUUUGAUUUGGGUAACUUGGAGCUAAACUCUGCAUGAUGCUAGCCCUCGAGGAGCAGGGUUGGAAACCCCUCUGCCAUUAGACACUGAAUUGCUGCUUUUCUGAGAACACUAUCUAGUGGAAUAACGCGUACAAAGCUCGUGCGUAAUUACACACGUCACUGAUUCGCGUAUUCAAAUAAGAAAUGCUCAUCCUUAUUGCUUCAUCUAUACAUUUAGACAAUAGAACUUUCAAAACUAUUGAUCAGAUUUUAUUUAAUUUUCUAUGGAAGAAUCGUGUGCACUAUAUUCGCAAAUCUGUUGGUAUGAAUUUUUGAUUUUCUAGAUUUCUCUACGUUAAAUAUAGGCUACCGUCAAAAUUAAUUGGUUAAAAUUUUGUUUGAAACAACCUUCUUUGUGGAAUUUUAUUCCUAAUUUUAUUUUUGACCAACUUGGGGGUCUUUCUUUUUUUACUAAUGUGUGAUUACAAAUUUGACAAGUUGCCUGUAAAACUAUCUGCUUUUCAUGCUCAAGCUUUGUUGAUCUACAAGCACAACUUCUCUCCGCAACGUUAUUUUAUUUAGAAUAACCGUUGUAUUUUGUAUAAACACAAAAAUGUUUUUUUUUUUUUUUUAAAGUUGGUUUGAUAAGGGUAUUGUUUUAGUUUGUCAUUUGUUUAACACUCAGGGAUACCUCAUGACGUAUGACGAGUUUCUUAUGCAUUUUAAUUUUCCGGUGACUCCCAAGGAAUUAUCUCUUGUAUUUUCUGUAAUCAAUUCUGGUAUCAUUUCCUUAUGUAGAUAUGUUAUCACCAGUUGAUAUGCCCAUAAUUAACCCAACUGAUACAGUAUGUGGUAAAAUUUGCUUUUCACAGUCCAAAAGCAAAAACAAAUCUAUUCGUUCUCUAUUUUUAAUGGAGGUUGUUACUAAGUCUUGCUCUACUGUUUAUUGGACUAAAUUUGUUAAGGACAUUGAUUGGGUGGCCAGCUCAUAAAGAGGAAGUUUAUUGUCUCAUGACUUUAAUUGUAUGACGGAUAUGAAACAGAGAAGUGGCUUUAUUAAGGAACUCAGCAAAUUCUAAAAUCUGCUGCAUAUAUUUUACUGAAGCAGUGUGAAACAUGGAUCUGGUGAUCAUGGAGUCAAGAGGUUUUUGUCUGCUAAUGCUUUGCUGUUUUAUCAACGUCUGCAACCUUCAUCCUCUCUAUCGUCCCAGUAAUGGACUUCGUCUGUGUCGUAAAAACUCAAGUCUGACAGCGCUGGAGGUUCUACCAGGUGGAGGCUGGGAUAACCUGCGCAACAUAGACAUGGGACGGGUGAUGAAUCUGAGCUAUUCCCAGUGUCAGACCACAGAAGAUGGUGUCUAUCUCAUUCCAGAUGAAGUCUUUGUCAUUCCACAGAAAGUGAGCGGAGUGGAAACAAACUCUGAGAUGAUCAUGUCAUGGCUGGAACAAAAAAGCUCCACUUCAAGCUCCAUUAAUGCUGAUAUUUCCUUCUUUUCGGUGCUCAAUGCAAAAUUCUCCACAGAAAACCAGCGCAUGAAAACCCACCAAGUGAAAGAGAGUUCUGUAACAGCACGAGUUCAAGUCCGUAACCAUCUGUACACUGUAAAGGCGUAUCCUGACUUCACUCUGGACUCCCGCUUUGCUCGACAGGCAGAGGAAAUUGCAGACGCUAUUGAGAACAAUCAAACCCGUCAAGCAACAUACCUGUCAGAGAAACUCAUACUUGAUUAUGGUACUCAUGUCAUCACAAGUAUUGAUGCAGGUGCUACUUUGGUGCAAGAGGACUAUUUAAAAAUGUCUUAUGUCUCUAACAGUCAUUCAGACACGUCUUCUGUUUCUGCAUCAGCAGGGUUUAACUUCUUUGACAAAGUUAAAUUUGAUAUUGGUGCCAAAACAUCCCAGGGAACCUCUGAAAACAGCGGUUAUCAGGGUAACAUUACAUAUUCUUUAAUUCAGAGCCACGGUGGAGCUUUAUUCUACCCAGGCAUCACUCUGCAGAAGUGGCAAGAGAGUACGCUCAAUAAUCUGGUGGCUAUUGACCGCUCUGGGUUGCCACUACACUAUUUUCUUAAUCCAUCCACAUUCCCAGACCUCCCAACACCAACAGUAAACAAAAUGGCUUCAUCAGUUCGUAAGGCUGCAGAGCAAUACUAUAAAGUAAAUACCAUUCCAGGUUGUGUAAAUCCAGAUUCCAAAAACUUCAACUUCCAGGCAAAUGUAGAUGAUGCUUCCUGUGAGGGUCCAGUCACCAAUCUUAGCUUUGGUGGCAUUUACCAACGAUGCACUCCACUAACAUCAGAUGGAAAUGCCAUCUGUGAUGAGACAGCACAGAAAAACCCAGCCACUGGUGAUUAUUCUUGCCCUGCAAAGUACAAUACCACCCUAUUACGCUCUGAGACAGUAGAAAAAGGUUAUAAUCAUUAUGAAUGCCACAGCCACUGUCAUUCAUGUGGUUUCUUGUGGUUGUCUACUUGUUGUGACCAAAUAUGUGGUGAUGCUUACCGUGUCCGUCGUGCAAAAGUUGAAACUUACUGGUGUUCCUCAACUCAGAAAACCCCAGAGUACUCUGGAUACCUUUUUGGAGGUUUAUUUGGAGCAGGCAUGCAAAACCCAUUGACCAAAUCUAAUGGCUGUCCUCCAAACUACUUUACCCAACACUUUUUGUCUAAUGGCAUGAUGGUUUGUCUGAGCAAUGAUUAUGAGGCUGGAACAAGAUUCUCUGUGCCUUUUGCUGGUUUCUUCAGCUGCCAGUCUGGCAACCCUCUCUCAAAGGGUCAAUCUCGCUGUCCACCUCAGUUCAGCCAACAUCUUGCUGCCAUUAGUGAUGGCUGUCAGGUACUGUACUGUGUCCAGUCCGGUGUGUUCACUGGUGGUCAGUUAAAGCCUAUCCGCCUCCCACCAUUCACAAGACCACCAAUGGUCAGUAUGAUCGCCACAAACACUGUAGCUGUAAUGACAGAAGGCGAUCGUUCUUGGGUGAGAGUUGGACAAACUAAAAUGUGGCGAAUGGCAAAGCCUGGUGAGAUAAACAAAAUGGCAUCGAUGUUUGAUGCGUCUUCUUCUCAGAUGUCCGGAGGAGAAAAGGCUGGAGUAGCCAUUGGUGUAAUGGUUCUGGUUGCUCUUGUGGUCAUAGGAAUGGUGUUUAUAAUGAAAAGGAGAAAGAGGUUGUCUGCCAUCGGGUUUAGCAAAGGCUAUGAAGAGAUUGGUAGUGAGGGUCAAAGUGAGAGCAGGAUAGAGAUUCAGAGUGAACAACAGAAUGAGACUGCAAAUGAAAACCCUGAUCAACCCCUACUUUCAUAAUGUCUUUAAGAUGACUGUUCAGAGAUUUACAGUAAAGCUUUAUAUUGCUAUAAUGCUACAGCAGCAGUAACAGGUACAGCAGUUAUUUUACUAGUAGUGAUCUCAGUCAGUAACCAUUCUCUAAAAAUAACUUUUAUUCACAUUUGUUUAACAACUAACAAUCCAAGCAUUGGAAUAAAUCUGAAAGAAAAUGUUUCUGUUGGUGGAAUGUCAUAAAAUAUAUAAAUUUAAAAAUGAUUCAGUGUAAGGAUAUACUGUACAGUAAAUGUUUCAGUAGUGUAUCUUAUAGAGAGACUGUUGUGAAAUAAGAAUACUCUGAAAUGAAUUACAUAUACAGAAUUAUGGGCUUUAUAUGAAGUUAUUUUCUACUGAUUUAUUAUUUUUAUUGAUAUAUGUGUAUAUCUAAAUCUUUGUGCUUUUGUGACUAAUAAAGAGUUCUUAAAGAAAA
Molecule: messenger RNA, 3897 nt
Organism: Ctenopharyngodon idella (grass carp)
Lineage: Eukaryota; Metazoa; Chordata; Actinopteri; Cypriniformes; Xenocyprididae
Gene: mpeg1.1
Product: macrophage expressed 1, tandem duplicate 1
Exons: 3
Coding region: 1266-3449 (727 amino acids)
Biological process (GO): defense response to bacterium
Source: RefSeq, a predicted model, not a curated record